GACCGUUUAAAUCGUUAGACUCAACGGUAGUGGACAGAGCGCGCGCAGUCAUGGAGCCUGAAACGAAGUUAAGAAACGGCGACUCUGUUUGAAAGUCUCAACCUUUCCACCAGAUCGCGCGAAAAUCCAUGAAAGAAAGCACAACCUUCGUCCUCACCAGACUGUUAUGUUUCGCUGCUUUCUCUCCUUCACUCCCUCUCGCUCUCACAGAAAACUUCCCCACCGUUCAAACCCUGCUCUCACAACAUCCGCCGCCGCCUCCCCUGCCGUCUCAAGCCCACCGCGUGCCUCCCUUUUCUUCCAAUCUCAAAACCCAACUCCCCAUUUGAUCCCAUUCAAGAGCUUGGCUGAUCAGUACACAUCAUCCGAGCCGCAGAUUAAAACCCAAGAUUUGGAUCAUGCCAGCAAUGGUGCAUAUGGGUAUCUUGCUACUCGAUUCAGGGACUCGCGUACCUCAAACGACGCGCAGAACUUUCAUUUGCAGAUUUGCAAACUUGGGUUUGCUAAUGAUUUGUUUUUGUGCAAUACUCUUAUCAAUGUUUACGUCAGAAGCGGUGCUUUGGUGGAAGCAGGCAUGCUGUUCGAGGAAAUGCCUGAUAAGAACUCGGUUACUUGGGCUUGCUUGAUUUCGGGGUAUACCCAGAAUGGCAUGCCAAAUGAGGCGUGUGCCCAUUUUAAACGGAUGGUUUCUGGCGGUUUAUCGCCUAGUCCUUACGCUUUUGGUAGCGUUCUUCGAGCUUGCCAGGAGUCUGGUCCUAGCAAGCUUAAGUUUGGGAUGCAAACACAUGGGUUGAUAUCUAAAACGGAUCAUGCUUCUGAUAUGGUAAUGGCUAAUGUGCUGAUGUCAAUGUAUGGGAAAUGUUUGGGGCCUGUUGAUGAUGCUUACCGGGUUUUUUGCGAGAUAAAGAUUAGAAAUUCAAUAUCCUGGAACUCAAUUAUUUCAGUUUAUUGCCAAAGAGGUGAUGCAGUCUCUGCAUACAAGCUUUUCUCGAGCAUGCAAAAGGACUGUGCAGGUUUCAGUUUGAAACCUAAUGAGUACACGUUUGGUAGCUUAAUAACUGCAGCUUGUUCUUUGGCUGGUUCGGGUUUGAGUUUGCUUCAGCAAAUGCUGACUAGGAUUAAGAAAUCUGGAAUUUUACAGGACUUGUACGUGGGAAGUGCUUUGGUUAGUGGAUUUGCAAGGUUUGGGUUAAUUGAUUAUGCUAGGAAUAUUUUUGAGCAGAUGAGUCAGAGGAAUGCAGUGUCAAUGAACGGGUUGAUGGUUGCAUUGGUGAGGCAGAAGCGAGGAGAAGAAGCCACUGAAGUUUUCAUGGAGAUGAAGGACUUGGUUGGAACAAACCUUGAUUCGCUUGUGGUUCUUUUAAGUUCUUUUCCUGAAUUUUUGGUUUUGGAGGAAGGGAAAAGAAGGGGAAGAGAGGUUCAUGCAUACGUAAUCAGGGCUGGUUUAAUGUACAGAAAAGUUGCAAUAGGUAAUGGACUGGUUAAUAUGUAUGCUAAAUGUGGUGCUAUUAAUGAUGCUUGCUCAGUUUUCAGGCACAUGGUUGACAAAGACUUAAUCUCAUGGAAUUCUCUAAUCUCUGGUCUUGAUCAGAAUGAGCGUUUUGAAGAUGCAGUCAUGAACUUCCGUGACAUGAGGAGAUCAGAGUUGAUGCCUUCAAAUUUUACAUUAAUUAGUGCUUUGAGUUCAUGUGCAAGCUUGGGGUGGAUCAUGUUGGGACAACAGAUACAUUGUGAAGCACUUAAAUUGGGACUUGAUUUCGAUGUUUCAGUGUCAAAUGCUCUUCUUGCAUUAUAUUCCGACACUGGGUAUCUUAGUGAAUGCCGAAAUGUUUUCUUCUUGAUGCAGGAGUAUGACCAAGUGUCAUGGAAUUCCAUAAUUGGGGCUUUAGCUGGUUCAGAGGCAUCAGUUUCAGAAGCUGUUCAAUAUUUCUUGGACAUGAUGCAAUCUGGGUGGGAGCUUAAUAGAGUAACACUUUUGAGCAUUCUUUCAGCAGUUUCAUCUCUCUCACUUCCAGAGCUGGGCCAGCAGAUUCAUGCUGUAGUCUUAAAAUACAAUGCUAUCGAGGACUGUGCUAUUGAGAAUGCACUAAUUACUUUCUAUGGAAAGUGUGGAGGGAUAGAUGACUGUGAGAGGAUAUUUUCUAGAAUGUCUGAGAGAAGGGAUGAAAUAAGUUGGAAUGCCAUGAUUUCUGGAUACAUACACAAUGAGCUCUUGCCCAAAGCCAUGGAUUUGGUCUGGUUUAUGAUGCAAAGGGGUCAGAGAUUAGACUCGUUUACCUUUGCUACCGUUCUUAGUGCUUGUGCCUCCAUUGCAACAUUAGAAAGUGGUAUGGAAGUUCAUGCGUGCGGGAUAAGAGCUUGUUUGGAAUCUGAUGUUGUAGUUGGAAGUGCACUUGUUGACAUGUACUCAAAAUGUGGAAGGAUUGAUUAUGCUUCAAGGUUCUUUGAAUCAAUGCCAGUGAAGAAUGCAUACUCUUGGAAUUCACUGAUAUCAGGUUAUGCUCGUAAUGGACAGGGACAAGAAGCUCUGAGACUUUUCGCGCAAAUGAAGCAACAAGGUCAGAUGCCAGAUCAUGUUACUUUUGUCGGAGUCUUAUCAGCUUGUAGCCAUGCAGGAAUGGUGGAUGAAGGGUUUCACCAUUUCGAAUCCAUGACCAAAGUACAUGGACUGGCUCCUAGGAUGGAGCACUUUUCAUGUAUGGUUGAUCUUCUUGGCAGGGCAGGAAAACUUAAUAUGAUAGAGGACUUCAUCAACAAAAUGCCAAUGAAGCCUAAUGUUCUUAUUUGGAGGACAGUUUUAGGGGCUUGUGGCCGAGCUAGUGGUCGCAACACCGAACUAGGUAGAAGGGCUGCUGAAAUGCUAUUAGAGUUGGAACCCCAAAACGCUACAAACUACGUGCUUCUUGCUAACAUGUAUGCUUCUGGAGGGAAGUGGGAUGAUGUGGCCAAGGCGCGGAUGGCAAUGAGGAAGGCAUCAGCAAAGAAGGAAGCAGGUUGUAGUUGGGUCACCAUGAAGGAUGGUGUUCAUGUGUUUGUAGCAGGAGACAAAUCACACCCGGAGAAAGAUUUAAUAUACGAUAAACUGAAGGAACUCAAUGGAAAAAUGAGGGAUGCAGGAUAUGUGCCUGAAACGAAAUUUGCGCUUUACGAUCUUGAACAGGAGAACAAGGAAGAACUCCUGAGCUAUCACAGCGAGAAGCUUGCGGUUGCAUAUGUUCUUACUCGCCCGUCACAGUUGCCUAUAAGGAUUAUGAAAAACCUCCGUGUUUGUGGUGACUGCCACACCGCCUUCAAAUAUAUAUCGAAGAUUGUUGGUAGGCAAAUAGUAUUGCGAGACUCAAACAGAUUUCAUCAUUUUGCAGAUGGCAAGUGCUCGUGCGGGGAUUACUGGUAAUCGACUAGUGAGUACUCGGUACUGAUUGAGACUGAGCAUAGUUGACAAUGUCAGAGUGGGGAGUACUGCCCUUGAUCAACUAAGAAGCUUCAGUUUUGGCAUUUUUGUACAGUAAUUUAGGAUUUGUUUAUAAGUGUUUUUAAAAUGACUGAAAGUGUUUUUAGAGAAAAUGUUGUGGGGUCCAAAAGCACUUACGUCCUUCCUGCAAAAAGCACUUAACGUCGUUUCCAUAAUUCA
Messenger RNA from Pyrus x bretschneideri (Chinese white pear), 3631 nucleotides. RefSeq names its product putative pentatricopeptide repeat-containing protein At5g09950. NCBI's taxonomy places the organism in Eukaryota, Viridiplantae, Streptophyta, Magnoliopsida, Rosales, Rosaceae. Gene Ontology annotation, biological process: RNA modification. Bases 167 to 3394 code for a protein of 1075 amino acids. The transcript has a single exon. The record is from RefSeq and is a predicted model, not a curated record. Gene Ontology annotation, molecular function: RNA binding; protein binding; zinc ion binding.